Molecule: messenger RNA, 402 nt
Organism: Aspergillus terreus NIH2624
Lineage: Eukaryota; Fungi; Ascomycota; Eurotiomycetes; Eurotiales; Aspergillaceae
Product: protein mmf2, mitochondrial precursor
Exons: 3
Coding region: 1-402 (133 amino acids)
Cellular component (GO): cytosol; mitochondrion
Molecular function (GO): deaminase activity
Source: RefSeq, a predicted model, not a curated record
AUGGCUCCCUCCCGUGUCCCCGUCCGCACCGAUAAUGCGCCCCUGCCGCCUCCCUUCCUCUCCCAGGCCAUCGUGUCCGGCGACCUAGUCUUCUGCUCCGGUCAAGUGGGCGUCAACCCCAGCACGGGGAAGAUGGUCGAGGGCCCGAUCCAGGAGCGCACGAAACAAAUCCUGCGCAACCUCAGCGCGGUGCUCGAAUCUGCCGGUUCCAGUCUUAAGGAUGUGGUCAAGGUGAACAUCUUCCUGGCGGACAUGGCCGAUUUCGGCAAGGUCAACGAGGUGUAUGCUGCGACUUUUCCAGAUCCGAAGCCAGCGCGGACGUGUGUUGCGGCCAAGACGCUGCCCAUGGGGACGGAUGUGGAGAUUGAGUGUACGGCUGCUGUGACUAGGGCUCGUCUGUAG